AUGAUAAGAUUGGCAAACAUCAGGAAGUCCUUUCAACAAAAAUUGAGGGAAAAUUAUAAUGACACCCAGGAACAAGCAAACCUUGUGAUGCAUGUGUUAAAAAGAAAGAGGACCCAACUUGUUGACACUGUUGAAUUGAUUGAGAAAAAUAACAGAGCAAUGUCUGAUUAUAGUCUGAUUGACAACUGCAGAGAACUGAAAAAACUGUUGUCUGAAAUCAAAAAAUACGAGUAUCCGACGGAAUACAAACGGGGGAAAAUUUAUGACGAUUUACUUGAAAAUUCUGAAAAUGUUAGUUUGGUUUCAAAGGAAAUAGACUCAUUUCAAUAUAAGGACAAUGCAAUACUUAUCCUUGAGGCAUUUGGAGAAGAUGAUAGUUACGUUCAGUCCUUUUUCUCGAAAUCCACUUGUCAGGUCAACAAAAAAGGUGUGACGAAAAAGAAACUCAAACUAAAAAUUUUCGAUAUCUGCGUUUUAGAUAAUGGAGAGGUGUAUUUCACUGACGAUAGGAACUUAAAUAUCUUUCGUUUUUCCAAAACAGGAUCAGUCUCCGAAGUCCUUGAUUCAGAUAUAGAAUACAUGAAACCACUAGGAAUCUGUCAAUCAGUGGAUGGUGGGCUUCUGGUCACUAUGAUGGACACUGAGUCAAAGUUUUAUCAUUUAAUGAAUUGGAGCUUCCGUUCUGUAGAACACUUAACGUUGACUGGAGAUAUCGAAAAUCUUCACCUAAACAGUAAAGACAAACCACUGUUAAUUUACCCAAGGCGAGUCACACAGAAUGGCAACGGUGACAUAUGCAUUGUAAACUGGAGAAAUUCUUCUGAAGGAGAUUUGGUCAUUUUGACUUCUUCUGGGAUACUUAAGUCCGUUUAUCGGGGACAAAACAUUGUAAAUAACAGCCCCUUUCAAAACUCUUCGGUGGUCUUUGAUCCUUAUGACGUGGUUUGUGAUUCCCUCUGCAACAUUCUUGUUACUGAUGCUAGGAAUCACAAAAUCCAUUUAUUAGAUCCUGCAGGAAAAUUCCUUAAAUUUUGUCUUACAGAGAAAGAAAUGAUUUUUCCAACUUCUUUAUCCCUGUAUAAGUCGACACUGUGGGCGGGAAAUACGAGAGGACAGGUCAAAGUUUUCCAGUAUAGUCAUGCUUUUAGUAUUAAGAUUUAA
Saccostrea cuccullata (small rock oyster) is the source of this 1161-nucleotide messenger RNA. RefSeq lists its product as uncharacterized. The record is from RefSeq and is a predicted model, not a curated record. Lineage: Eukaryota; Metazoa; Mollusca; Bivalvia; Ostreida; Ostreidae. The transcript has a single exon. Bases 1 to 1161 code for a protein of 386 amino acids.